CGCCCCGUCCGGCCGCGGAGUCCCUCCCUCUGCUACCCCAGUGCCCCGGACCCCCGGUGCCCCUGCUUUAUUAUCUGCUUGCUGGGUCCGACCAUGGGCCCCACCGCCCGCCCUGCGCUGAGGUCGCCUUCGCCACCUCCUCCGCCGCCGCCGUCGCCGUUGUUGCUGCUGUUGCCCCUGCUGCCGCUCUGGCUCGGCCUGGCAGGGCCCGGGGCCGCGGCGGACGGCAGCGAGCCCGCGACUGGUGCGGGGCGUGGAGGGGCCCGUGCCGUGCGGGUGGACGUGAGGCUUCCGCGGCAGGACGCUCUGGUCCUGGAGGGCGUCAGGAUCGGCCCCGAGGCCGACCCGGCGCCCCCGCUGGGUGGCCGUCUGCUGCUGAUGGACAUCGUGGAUGCUGAGAAGGAGGUGCCGGUAGAAGACUGGAUUGCAGUGGCAUACGUGGGCAAGGAGCAGGAGGCCCAGUUCCACCAGGAGAGUCAGAGCAGUGGCCCACAGGCCUAUCCCAAGGCCCUGGUCCAGCAGAUGCGGAGGGCACUCUUCCUGGGAGCCUCUGCCCUGCUUCUCCUCAUCUUGAACCACAACGUGGUCCGAGAGCUAGACAUAUCCCAGCUUCUGCUCAGGCCGGUGAUCGUCCUGCAUUAUUCUUCCAAUGUCACCAAGCUGCUGGAGGCACUGCUGCAGAGGACUCAGGCCUCAGCUGAGAUCACCAGUGGGGAGUCCCUGUCAGCCAACAUUGAGUGGAAGCUGACACUGUGGACCACGUGUGGCCUCUCUAAGGAUGGCUAUGGAGGAUGGCAGGACUUGGUGUGCCUGGGUGGCAGCCGGGCCCAGGAGCAGAAGCCCCUGCAGCAGCUGUGGAACGCCAUCCUGCUGGUGGCCAUGCUCCUGUGCACAGGCCUCGUGGUCCAGGCCCAGCGGCAGGCGUCACGACAGAGCCAGAGGGAGCCCGGAGGCCAGGUGGACCUGCUCAACCGCCGUGUGUUGCAAAAACUGGCAUCCCUCAAGACCCGGCGCUGCCGGUUGGGGAGGGCGGCACAGUGUCCCCCGGAGCCUGGUGCUGAGACCUGCGCUGUGUGCUUGGACUACUUUUGUAACAAGCAGUGGCUCCGGGUGCUGCCCUGUAAGCACGAGUUUCACCGGGACUGCGUGGACCCCUGGCUGAUGCUCCAGCAGACCUGCCCACUGUGCAAAUUCAACGUCCUGGGUGAGCAUCAGGGGUGGGGGCCCUCGGCUGGCUCCAUCUGGUCCCCACCUGACACCUCCCUCCCUAUUGUUUUUCCUCCUCCCUGCAGGAAACAGCUACUCAGAUGAUUAGCUGCCCCAGCUGGUUUCUACACAUGGAGAUCGGACCCCUCCUGCCUGUGCUCUGGCUCUCGGCCUGAGCUCUUGGGACAGGAUAGCUGCUCCUCUGUGGGUGGGAGGAAGGAUAGGGGCUUCCCCACCACUUCCACUCUGGGAAGGAGGUGCCACCUCCCCCAGGCAGAGGAUGCAAAGCCCAGACCUGCUGGGAAGUGAGGAAGAGAGGCCCUUUGGGGCUCUUUUGUACAGUCCUGAGGUGUGUGUCUGCCUUCUGUGAAGGCAGCCCCCGGACCCUGGGCAGGGGCCUGGGGAAAGCAGGUGUGAGCAGCACGGCUGCUCCCAAGGCUCUGGACACUCUCUGGCCUGCCUGUCAGGACUCCCUGGGGGCUGAGGCUGCAGUGGCCAGUUUUGUGCUUAUUUAUUGGGGGAAAGUGUGGGGACGGAACUGUCUGGCCUCAGGGGCAUCCUGGCCUGACCAUCUUUCAGGACACAUCUUGGUCAAGGCUGGGAUGUUAGACUCAGAGGCCUGCUACCCUUGGUCUUGGACACUAGGAUCCACGUGUCCCACUGCCUGUCCAGCUGGGAUCUCUUCCUGGCCUGGUUGAGACCAGAGGCCUUAGAAACCAUCCAGUCCUGUGCUUCUCAGUGGGGCGAUGGGUUGCUGACCAGGAUACUUGAAGCUACAGGAUAAAUGAGGUGCAUCUUCCAAAGGCAUCCACUUUUUUUU
Messenger RNA from Artibeus jamaicensis (Jamaican fruit-eating bat), 2026 nucleotides. RefSeq names its product ring finger protein 215 (gene RNF215). Gene Ontology annotation, molecular function: frizzled binding; ubiquitin protein ligase activity. The record is from RefSeq and is a predicted model, not a curated record. The transcript is spliced from 8 exons. Bases 94 to 1311 code for a protein of 405 amino acids. NCBI's taxonomy places the organism in Eukaryota, Metazoa, Chordata, Mammalia, Chiroptera, Phyllostomidae. Gene Ontology annotation, biological process: ubiquitin-dependent protein catabolic process; negative regulation of canonical Wnt signaling pathway; Wnt receptor catabolic process.